AGACGGUGCUCUGGGCUCUGAACUCUGAGAGCAGAUCUCCGGACAAGACUAGCUGUAGGUUGAGUGAAUCGGACCCGCGGACUGUCAGGUGAUUGGCUGAAGGUGUAUGACAUCAUUGAAUGUCCGCUGCCCCAGCCGCGCGCUAAACUCCUGGAAAGAGAUCAGAGCCUCUCGCGCUGAUGAGAGUUACAUCUGGCGGAUUGUAAAUCGACUCGAUCGAGAGAAAGACACUCGCACUUCCGUUCCAGGUGUUUAGUUGAGAAGCCAGCCGCGAUGGUCCGAGUCUUAAUGAGCUUCUCACCGCUCGCGAGCGCUGCGCGCGUCAAAAGCGCAUGAUGUGAAAAAUCACGAGGACAGCUCUUCUAAUCAUUUUAAAGAAAAACUAAUUUUCUUCUUUUUCUGGCUGGCUGGGCAUUUUUAAAAUCAUGCAACAUGAAUGUAACUAACAGCACUGGAUCAGAGGGACUCGCGCCCUGGAACUUUAACGGUUCAUUGAGCAACGUGUCCAAUGAUGCCAACCUCAGCUGUGACAGCGGCAGUGCUAAUGGCUCAUGUGCAGCGGUCGUGGCAGAGAGUCCCUACAAAACGGUGGAGAUGGUCUUCAUUGCAUUGGUUACAGGAUCCCUCAGUUUUGUCACUGUUGUGGGCAACAUCCUUGUCAUGCUUUCGAUCAAGGUCAAUCGUCACCUGCAGACCGUCAACAAUUACUUCCUUUUCAGCCUGGCUUGUGCAGAUCUCAUCAUUGGUGCGUUCUCCAUGAACCUUUACACUGUCUACAUUAUCAAGGGCUACUGGCCUCUCGGCCCUGUAGUGUGUGAUCUGUGGCUAGCACUGGAUUAUGUGGUCAGUAACGCCUCUGUCAUGAACUUGCUAAUCAUCAGCUUUGACCGAUACUUCUGUGUGACCAAACCACUCAGUUACCCCACACGCAGAACCACCAAGAUGGCGGGACUCAUGAUUGCCUCUGCCUGGAUCCUGUCCUUCAUCCUAUGGGCACCUGCGAUCCUGUUCUGGCAGUUCAUUGUAGGUGAACGAACCGUGGAACCACGCGAAUGUUACAUCCAGUUCCUUUCCAACCCUGCAGUGACGUUUGGCACGGCUAUCGCUGCAUUCUACUUGCCGGUGGUCAUCAUGACAGUGCUGUAUGUGCACAUCUCUCUGGCCAGUCGCAGCCGUGUGUCCAAGCAGAAGCCCGAGGCCAAAAAGGAGAAGAAAAGCCCAAACUCCAGUGGUCUGCUCAAGAGUCACAUCUUAAAACAGAACAACAACAACCAGUCUCCUCCUAAGCCCAGCUUGGAUACCUGUUCUACUGUAGACACCAUGAAGAACGGGAAGCUAGAUGAGUCUGUGUGUUCCACCAAAGCUGACUCUUGUGUGCAACCAGAGGAAAAAGAGAGCUCAAACGACUCCAGCACUGCCAGCAUAGCACCUAAAGAGCCCAAAGAAAGAGCUAACAGUGAGGCAAUUUCAGAGGGUGGCUUGGCACCUGCGCCAGCAGCUGUGUCUAAACUCAACCCUCAAUCCAAAUGGUCCAAGAUCAAGAUAGUCACCAAACAGGCUGGAGAUGAGUGCAUCACAGCCAUUGAGAUCGUCCCACCAAACAGUGCCGGCGAGAGGCGUUCAAUCCCUGUGAACCGACCCCGCACAGUGGUGCGGAAGUUUGCAAGCAUCGCUCGCAGCCAGGUGAAAAGGAAAAGGCAGAUGGCGGCGCGAGAGAAAAAAGUGACAAAGACCAUCUUUGCCAUCCUGCUGGCCUUCAUUAUCACAUGGACACCAUACAACGUGAUGGUCUUAAUCAGCACGUUUUGCCAGUCUUGCGUUCCGGACACAGUCUGGGCCAUCGGCUACUGGCUCUGCUAUGUCAACAGUACCAUCAACCCUGCUUGCUAUGCACUCUGUAAUGCCACCUUUAAAAAGACUUUCAAAAACCUCCUCAUGUGCCAGUAUAAGAACAUUGGCACCAGAUGAGCAGAGGGCAGAGGCAGCCAGCAGUGUCUGGAGAUGUGUGCAUGGUAUGGAGGGUACACAAGGCUGUCCCAGCUCUUCUGGCCCCCUUGAACCAUAGAAGGUAGUACUGCGCAGUACAUUGUGAGGCUUCAUAAUCCCAUAAUGUUUAAACAGUGGGCUGCACCCUAACCAAAAGUUUACGUAUUAAGGAAUUAUUGCUUAUAGAUGGUUGAUGGCAUUGUCAUAAGAGACUUAACAUCAGAAGAAAUUGAGCUGAGAUCAUGAAACAAAUGUAUCUUCUAGUAAUCUACUGUAAUCAUUGCUGCACGACCAAGAUCUUUGAAACUCUACACUACAGUGAUGUGAAAACCAAUUAAAGUUCCCCAGUCACACCUCAUUAUCAACAGAGAAGAGAGAGAUUCCCAGGAAGUAUUAAAGUAAAAACCAAAAGAGACAUAAGGAAAAAUGUAAUGAACAUGAUGAAUUGAGUGAUUGUAUUUAUACCCCUAGAACUGUACAGCACAAAUGGUAUAAAUCAAGUCCUUUUGGUUAGUAUUAUUCAUAUUAACAGAAAAUAAACUGUUUCUGACAAAGACCUCAGAUUAUCUACAUAAACACAAGGUUUUGAUUGGAGAACAUACAGCCAUUGAAAGACUUUAUGAAUUAUGGAAAAUCUAACUGUCUCACAGAACCUGGAAGCAUUGUGCUCUUCAGAGAGUUUAUGCUUCUGAUAUUUGAAUCAAGAAAAGCAUAAAGAAGAAAGAUUUGCUGGUGGACCACAACAGCAGUGUCAUCCACCACAUUCAUACCAAGGCAAAUUCAGGGCAUGUGACUGAGUUUUGGAGAAGUUAGUCUAAUCAUUAUCCUCUUAGUGUGAUCCUCUUGAGCUUCUGGAAUAGGUUGAAAUUUAAAAGGAUCUCCUCAAUGAAUUAAGAUAUGCAUUAUGGACUUUAAAUAGGAUGAGACACUCUAGACUGAGCUACCUGUAUGAGAAAUGUCAGUGUAAGGUUUUGACCUUACAUAUGGGUGUAAAUAUGUUUAGUUUACAUAAUGGACAUACAGUAUGCUCUUGAAAGUAUUAUUUCUUCCCUGCAUUUAAUGUCUGGAUGUUUGUAUUUAGUCAUGUGAUUUUACAAAUGAAAUAUUAAAUGUAUUGCUGUCUGUAUGCAAAACUCAUGAAGUCAUUUCUAAUUUGUGAUAUACUUGGGAAAAAUAGAUGAAUUGCACAUUUAUUUAAGCUGUUUAUAAGAUGUUCAAUUUCAAGCAUUUAAUUUCAAUUGGGGCACCUAGGACUAUCAGCAAAUCUGAGAAAUGGAAAAUUGGUUUUAUUCCAACAUCUAAAAAAACCCUCAUCAUUUAGCAAAUAUUCACUUCAUAAUAUUGCUUUCUCAUGGUGCAAUAUAGUUUGUUCAAAAUUUUGCCUGGUUUUUAUUUACAUUUAAAGUUUGUAACUGAUGAAACAGCGGAAUUUAAAUCUGAGGGAAUUAUCUCAAAGACUAAUUGCACAGUUAUGUUACAUCUGGUCAGAAUUAGCAGAAAGAGAGACAAAUGUGUUGGUGUUCUUACAAUACUAACAAUCUGCCAGUUUCAGAAAUUACAGACUGUAUUUUAAAGCAUUAAACCAAAGAGGUCGUGGCACUGUGGUCUGUUAUUAGGCAUGGUCUGAAAGUAAAAUUAUUCAUUCAUUAGUUAAAGAACAUUAGCCUGAUUUUAAGAUCCAGAGACUUGCCUCUCUAACAUCUUGUGUUUGGUUUCAUGUUUCUACCUCAUAAUUCAAUUUCCAUUAAUCAGUCUUCAUCUCUAAACCAGCUCAAAAUCUCUUUUUAAUGAGCGGUAAUGACAAAGUGACUUAUGCCAUUGCAAAAGAAUCUAAAAACCAGAUUUCCAGUUUUCAGAAUUCAUGUUAAAACGUUCCAAUUACUUCUAUUUUUUUCUUGUGGAGAUGAUACAUUGACUGAUGAAGUAGGGCCUUUUAUAAAGAAAGGGUUCACCAUUUUAUUUAUACAAUUUAUCUAAAAAAGGCUUCCCUUAUUCUAGGGAAAUUAGAUGAAGAAAUGGUUU
Xyrauchen texanus (razorback sucker) is the source of this 4008-nucleotide messenger RNA. Its product is annotated as muscarinic acetylcholine receptor M4-like. The transcript is spliced from 2 exons. Gene Ontology annotation, molecular function: G protein-coupled acetylcholine receptor activity. Gene Ontology annotation, biological process: regulation of locomotion; adenylate cyclase-activating adrenergic receptor signaling pathway. The record is from RefSeq and is a predicted model, not a curated record. The coding region runs from base 433 to 1968 and encodes 511 amino acids. Gene Ontology annotation, cellular component: plasma membrane. Lineage: Eukaryota; Metazoa; Chordata; Actinopteri; Cypriniformes; Catostomidae.